Molecule: messenger RNA, 5509 nt
Organism: Cuscuta campestris
Lineage: Eukaryota; Viridiplantae; Streptophyta; Magnoliopsida; Solanales; Convolvulaceae
Source: the annotation of a GenBank genome assembly
GCGAUUCAUGAUCAUUCAUGGCAGAGGAUGAUCCUCCUGAGUCUCGCGAAGCUCCACAAAAGGUUAUUCCACCCUCAAAUGCUCCUAUCUCACCCCUUCUGACUCUUCACAAAAUUUGGGACCGCUGAACAAAGUUUCAAUGGCGUCUCAAUCGAAGCUUCCAUCGUCUCAAUCGAAGCUUCCAUCUGUUACUAUGGAGGUUCCUGGAACUUCUAAGGAUAAUUCUACACAGAAUCCAGGUAUUUUACUUAAGGAUAAUCAUUUUCCUCCAUUACCGUCUUCCUCGAAGCCUGGUGGGGGUGUUACGUCUCCUAUGCUCAAAGAGAUCAUUGAAAUUGAGGAUGUUACACAUGAAGAUUAUCCUGAACUCAUUCAAUCUGUGGACAAUAGUAUUUUGGAUAUUGCUACUAGUGCUAAGCUUAACUCUGCUUAUCGUGUGUAUUUGGAUACUUUGUUGAAUGCUGGUUUAUCUGAAGAGGCAAUCAAUUUUACUAUUAAUUUCAAGCCUAAGGGCCCUUCUGGUUACAUCACUGAUUUGCCUAAAUCUAAUGCUAAUGUUGGUCCAAGUGUGAAAACUGGGGAGAAUUCAGCAUCUGUUCCUUUGAAGACUGUUGUGCAACAGGUUGAGAAUACUGUUUCUGUUAAAAAUGCUCUCCCCCUGCUGAAAAAAUUUGCUCAGAUCCCCUAUGCUAAGCCUUCACUACCAGGACCUAAGAAACAACAAUCAAAUGUGCCCUCCAAAACCCCAGGCCAUGUGACUAAUCCGGGAACUGGCCCUCCCAACAAGCUUAGCUAUGCUCAAAUGGUAGGCCCUCAGAUUGCUCAAGCUCAAUCCACAAACUCCACCUUGAAUCAUAAUUUGCUGCCUGAUAGAGAGGUUGUUGUUCACAGAGAUAUUCCAACAAUCAGAUUUGCUGCUACUGAAAUAGAGUCCUUGGCCAAGAUUGAUAUAUUCAUUUUGGUUGGGAAAUUCUCCCAUGGUCAGCCCAAAUGGGAAUUGAUUAAGAAACAUUUUGCUACACAAUACAUCUUAAGGGGACAGGUCACUAUUGGCUGGAGAGAUUCUAGACAUGUGUUUCUUACCUAUUCUAAUUUGCAGGAUUGUACUAAAAUUCUUCUUAAGGGACUGCCUAUUCAUUUCUUUGAUGCUUCUGUUUUGGCUCUGAUUUGUAAACCAAUUGGAAAAGUGUUGGGAGUUGAUCUUGCUAUUCUCCAUAAGUCUAAACCACAUGUGGCAAGAGUUAGGGUGGAAAUGAACCUAUUGAAACCUUUGAUUCACAAUAUUUUUAUUGGCACAUCUACUGAACCAGGCAAGGAAGAUGAAGGCAUUUACCAAUCUUUUGAAUAUGAGCGCAUCCCCUUUUACUGUACUAAAUGUUUUAAACAAGGACAUGCUACUGAAAAAUGUAAACUGGAUGUUGAAGCAGGGUCAGGAUUUAUGAGACAAGGGCGUAGGAGAAGCAGGAGCAGAGGAAAAAUGGCCUACCCAAUCCCCCCUGGAAGUGUGCCAAAUCAGUCUCAAACCCCUCAGCAAGCUCCUUCAGGAAGUGUAUCAAAACAGUCUCCAACUCCCCAACAAAUUCCUUCAAAGGGUGUGCCCAAACCUCCCCAACAGGCCACACAAAGGAGUGAACUCCCUCUUAACUCUAAGCCCUUGAAAGGGAACUCUGCAGAACUUCCUCCUUUGCCAAAGACAGCCAAUGGUUCUCAAUCUCACUCUGGGCAGAUUGAACACCCUAAAAAUCAGAAAGCAUCAUCAUCAGGAUUCAAAAAUACUCCCCAUUAUAAUAAGGAUCCCAAAUCUCCUAAACAACCCAAAUACUCUCAAAAUACAGACAGGUCUACUAUUAAUAUGGUUCCUCAGUCCUCCAAUGCUUUUGCUAUCUUAAGUGAUAUCUCAGAAAAUCCUUUGAUGGAAUCCCUUCCUAGGUCUGGGAAAGAGAUCCAGGACCUUGCUGCACGUGCUAUUUCCAAUUUUCCCUUGCUUCCUGUUCCAAAACCCCCUGAUGACAGCAUAUCACAAAUGCAUUGUGCUGAGAACACUUCUGCUAAUCCUUCAAACAGAAGUGUCUUCUUUGAAGAAAUAGAUCAUGGUCCUGGAGAGAUGGAAUCUGAUGUGACUAUCUUGGAUGAUACUGAACAGAUGGUUAAUUUGGAGCUUUUCCACCUUGGGUCCAACUCCCUAAGCUAUGUUUCUGUGGUUUAUGCCAAAACCAAAAGCUGGCUUAGGAGAACUCUAUGGAGAGACUUGCGUGACUUCUAUACUGUUCACCCUGAUACUCCUUGGGCUGUUUUGGGAGAUUUUAAUUGCAGCCUACAUCCUGGAGAGAAACAAGGGGGUCUGCUUAUGACUUUCUCUUCCAGUUGGGAUUUCCAGCAAUGUAUUGAUGAUUGUGAUCUGGUGGAGGCUCCUUCCUGUGGCUCCUAUUUUACUUGGUGGAAUGGCAGGAAACAAGACAAGGCUAUCUGGAAAAGGUUGGACAGAAUGCUGGUGAAUCAAGCCUGGUCAGCUUCCUACACCACUAUGGUUCAUAACCUGAUUCCUACUACUUCAGAUCAUAGCCCUAUGCAUGUCACUUCUGUUUUCCAUCAGGAAUAUCAAGGGAGAAAGCCUUUUAGUUUUAUGAAUGCAUGGAUAACCCAUCCUGAUUUCUUGACAGUUGUUUCAGAUGCUUGGAGUACUCCUAUCUCUAGUUCUGCUAUGUAUGUUCUGACUGAAAAACUGAAGAUUACUAAGAAGGCCUUGCAAAAGUGGAACUUCAAAUUUUUUGGGAAUAUAUUCCAGAAACUUAACCAAUUUGAGGCACAGAUUCAAGAAGCUGAACAACAUCUUCAAGAGGAACCUUCUGAGUCUAAUUUCCUUAAACUUAAACAUGUGGAAGCCAGUUACCUAAAACAGCUACACAUUGAAGAUUUAUAUUGGAAACAAAAGGCUCACUCAAAGUGGAUCAAGGAUGGUGACAGGAACUCCAAAUAUUUCCACUCUAUUGUGAAGGGCAGGAGAAGAAGGCUCACUAUUCACAAAAUUAAGAGCAACACUGGCCAGUGGUUAACCUCUCAUGCUGACAUUUCCCAUGAAGCUGUUACCUUCUUUCAUAAUCUUUUUUCUGCAGAGUCUACUGCUACUACUGAUUUUGGGGUGUUAGACUGUGUCCCUAAUCUUGUCACUGAGGAAGAUAAUCAUAUGCUGGUGGCACAGCCUGAUUUGGAGGAGAUCAAGAAUGCUGUAUUUGCCUUGGAUCCCAACAGUGCUGCUGGACCUGAUGGUUUUACUGGGCAAUUUUACCAAUCUUGUUGGUCCAUUAUCAAUAAGGAAGUCUUUCAGAUGGUUCAAGGAUUCUUUUGGGGGGACUAUUUCUCUAAGGGCAUUAGUCAUACCUUUAUAAUUCUUCUCCCCAAGGUGGACUGCCCCAACACUUUUGCUGACUUUAGGCCUAUAAGCCUAUGUAAUUUCAGUAGCAAAAUUGUCUCUAAGAUUUUGGCUACUAGGCUUGCUAAAGUGUUACCAAAGAUUAUAUCUCCUAACCAAUCUGGAUUCAUUAAAGGCAGAUCCAUUACUGAGAAUGUGUUGUUGGCACAGGAGCUAUGUCAUGGGAUGAAAGCUAUUAAUAGAGAUAUUAUCUUCAAACUGGAUAUGGCCAAAGCGUAUGACAGGGUCUCCUGGUACUACAUGAAUAAAAUCCAGAGGCAGUUGGGGUUCAGUGACAAGUGGAUUGAUAUUAUUUUUAGACUCUUGUCAAAUAACUGGUACUCAGUUAUUAUCAAUGGAGCUAGAGAAGGUUUUUUCACAUCCAGCAGGGGCUUGAGGCAGGGGGAUCCUCUGUCCCCUGGUUUGUUUAUCAUUGGAGCUGAGCUCAUUUCUCAAAUGCUAAACCAGAGAAUCCAGCAACAGGCUUCUUGUCUCUUCUCUCAACCUAAUGGAAUCUCUCCUUUGAAUCAUUUAGCCUUUGCUGAUGAUAUGAUCAUCUUCACUUCUGGUAAAGUCAGUUUUUGGUGGGACAAUUGGAGUGGCAUUGGGGCACUUGGUGCUGUUUCUAAUCAACUCAAUGGGAAAUAUCUUUUAGAACCUUUAAAAACCUAUACUUUGAACAAGCAGUUUGACUUUUCUAAAUUGGUUGACAUUCUUGAUCCUGGCUUUUUCUUCCAUUUCAAUGUGAAUCUGGAUCUGAUUGGUUCCAAUGUGCCUGACCAGCCCAUUUGGAAACCAAAGAGUAAUGGUCAAUUUUCUAUGCAAGCAGUUAAGCAUUUUCAUAGGCCCAACAACUCAGUGGAUAAUGUUAUUAUUAAUUGUUGGCAUCCAUGUGUUCCUUUUAAAAUCUCUUUCUUGUACUGGAGGGUCCUCUUUCAAAAGCUUCCCAUGGAUGAUUUUCUCAUGCAUAUUGGAAUUCCCACUGUCUCUAAAUGCUAUUGUUGCACUCAUCCUCAUGCGGAAAGUUUGGAGCAUGUGUUUUGUAAUGGGGAACUUGCUCACCAGGUUUGGAAGCACUAUGAGUAUGUGUUUGGUAUCCAUGGAAAUUCUCACACCAUCAGACAGCAUCUACAUUUAUGGUGGAAGAACAAACUUCAUUCCCAGAAACCUGCUGUUAGAGAAUUCCUUCAACAGUGUGUCCCUAUUUUCAUUCUUUGGGUCUGGAGAGCCUAUUCUUCUAUCAAAUAUGGGGGCUGUGAUUACUCAGUGGCUAGAGUCAUCCAUCUUGUGGGGAAAGAGGCUGCUAAAGCUUCAUCCAGAAAGUGGCCUUCCUUAAAUGAAGUUCUUCCCCACUGGAAAUCAGUGUUCAAACUUGCAGGCACUUUACCCAAAUCCUUUAUGAUCAAAAAGGUUUGUUGGCAAUAUCCUGAGGGAGAAUCUGUUAAACUUAAUCUUGCUGGAGGACAAUUUCCUCAUCAAACUGCUGCAGCUGCUGUCCUAAGGAAUAGCAAAGGGGAAUUCCUUUUUGGUUAUGCUUCUUCCAGCCCUAAACCAAAGUACAUGGUCUAUUUGGAAGUUGCAGUCCAAGUUCUAAGUUGGGGACUGGCGCAUGGCUUCAGAAGCAUUAUCAUUGAGACUGAUGAAGGGGAGGUUCCCUUCCUUCAACUUGGGAUUAACCCGGAGCAAGAUGACUAUUUAAGAAAGUUUCAUUUUCUUCUCUCUUGUGUGAGAAGCAAUUGGGUAGGACCAGCCGUUGGCUUGGCUGUUUUGCUCUGGUGUGAGUGUGGUCCUACCCUUUUGAAGUACCUGAUUGUGAGGCUGUGCUCUUUGGCCAUUGUGCCUCGUUUGGACUUGUUGUGUUGUUUUGUUGUUAGGACCGUAUGUGGCAUUGGUCAUGCCGUAGUAUAGUGGUUUUGUUGCUAGUUAGGACCUUCUUGUGGCCUUGGUCAAGCCUUUUUCUAGGUUCCCUUACCCCUUACUUUUGAGGAUUGUUCCCCCCGGAAGGCUUGUCUUCCGUAUGAGGGGCUGGCUUUAGGCCUCGGUUUGGUCCUCCCCUCCUUUUGUAUCCUCAUGCUUUCUUAAUAAUAGCUGGUAAGGGUU